AUGAGCUCCUUUUCGAUGAGCGCGCUCACCAAGGCAUUGCCGUCGGUAUGUCGCCAGUCUCAACCUCGAAUUGCCUCCUUGAACAUCACACGCCCUUUUUCGAUCUCAAGCUCCCACCAAGCUGCUCGCCGCAAUGAUCGUGGUAGUGAUCUCGAACGGCAGAUGCUGAGUGGCGGUCCGGCGUCGUCUUCCGAUAAACCCUCGGGGCUCUCUGCUAUCACAGAAAUGAUGCAGGGUACAUCUUCAGGCUCACCUGCUCGCGGCCCCGAAUCCGACACAAUGUCCAAACAAAUUGAGGCUCAAAUGCUCAGGAACCCUUACGCCGAUCGAGCUCCUCCUCAUCACCUCCACGUCUACUGCCACAAGCACAACACAAUUCUCACCCUGACACGACCAAAUGGCAACCCUCUCAUGUCCAUGGGAUGUGGUCAAAUUGGUUUCCGCAAAGCUGGUCGCUCCGGAUUUGACCCUGCCUACCAAUUAUCUGCCCAUGUGAUGUCCCAGAUUCAAGACAAGGGCCUCCUCAUGGAAAUCGAGCGGCUGGAGAUUGUAUUCCGUGGGUUUGGAAAGGGCCGUGACGCAUUUGUCAAGGUUCUCCUGGGUAACGAAGGACGAAACCUUCGGGGACUUGUCACGCGGGUGACUGACUCCACUCGAGUCAAGUUCGGUGGUACUCGCAGCAGACAUGAGCAUCUGAAACGGCUUGAUGAUUGCUGCAGUUCUUCGACUGGGCCGUCCAAAACCGUUUGGAUGCACCCUCUAAAUCCCUUCCUCCGUGCCUUCUUCCGGAGCACUGUUCCGGGCCAGUGUGUACCGGUCGAGAAUCAUGUCUUGCUAGUCCCCACGACGGACUCCCUCAUCAGUUCGCGCGAAAGGGAGUCCAAUCUCCUAUAUUCGGACCUUGUCGCAUCAGAGGAGUUCCUAGGUAGCCAUGUUUUGCGCGUCCCGAUCCAUACCGGCUCAGCGAAUUCUAAAGAGGAGAAUAAUGUUCGGGACAAUCGAGGGAAGGCGAAGCAAGUAACGACCUUCAACGGAAGAACCGUGAUUAUUAAGGAGAAUUCAGGUUCAAGUCCCUCACGCAAGCCCAGCUGUUGUCCGACGCGCUCUACUACACUUCCUCCUCUGCCAAUGAGUCGCGACCAUGGCUCAUUUACUAUAUCUCUCGCCCGCUCAUCGGAACAUAUGACCCCGCGAGGGUCAUUUCCCGCCGUGGUCCCCGGGACCGAGUUCAACGUGGCUAAACCAACGAACACAAACAAGAGUUACAGCAAUGGAAGUUCGAUCGGUACCCCGCCCAAACAAGAGAUCAAGACCUUUGGAGAGCUGCUCGCCAAUUUCCCCAUGAUCGCCAGGCAGAUGCAGCCGGGCUUGGAAAGGCUGUUUCGUGAGUUCGGAAAGGAGCUGGGAAAGCCAUUACCCCCGCCUCCCUCACGGUCGCCCUCCGCAUCUGGGAGUGAUCGCAUAAACCAGUUGUCUCGUACUGAGUCUUGGACGGAUGACACAUCUUCCAUUCGAAGCUGGUCGUCGCGGAAUAGAGGGCGUCUUCCUUUCAACUCCGAAGAAUACUUUGAAGACGACGAGGAUCUAAUGCGCCGAAGUCUGGAGACAGCUGUGACAGCUGCGAUUGACCUAUUCCGCCUUGUGGACAAACAGCAGUUGUCGCUGCUCGGUGCUACCACAGACCUCACCGGUCCAUUGGUUGAGCGGCUGAUAGAACGUUAUGUUGCCGAGCAAGUCCAUGAACCGCUGCUCUUCCCUCGCCUUUGUGCUUUCCGCCAACCAGAAGACACAGAGCUGGACUCUCGUAUCAGGCAGAUGGAAAGUAUAGAUGUCUCUCAAGUGGGAAUCUCUGUCGAGGGCGGACGUGGAGGGAAGCGAGAAUUGAUUCGCCGACUUGGGCGGGGUGUGGAAGAGUUCCGAAAGAUAAAUGAUGCGCGAUGCCCACAUGAUAUGCUCAGCACUCUUCUCGCGACAGUGAAGGUUGUAUCAUAUCCCGGAAGUUAUGAUCAAGUCGAUGGCCCAACUUCCGAGAAAGGUACUUCAUCUGUUACGAUCAACGCAGAUGUCUUGGUAUCACUGCUGCUGGUUGUUGUGAUUAGAUCUCAAAUUCGCCAUCUCCAAGCUCGGUUAUUGUACAUGCAACACUUCAUUUAUAUCGACGACGUGGACAGCGGCGAGAUGGGCUAUGCUCUCAGUACCUUCGAAGCUGUUUUGAUGUACCUUGUCACCGACUCCGCAGGGCUCCGACGUGCAAGUGUCCGAAACCGACGCCUGUGGCAAGCUACAAAAGCAGGCAGGAUAUCGGACAUGAAGUCCAUAUUGGAACCGAACGGAGACCACGAAUCCAUAGACGACAUCACUCCGCCAGAGCCAGAGCGGAAAUCGGUUUUCUUCCAAACGGAUGAAGUUGAUGAUACGGACGACCUCCCACUGGAGAAUUCCUUCACUAGUAGUGAUCCACAAUCAGAUGAAGCAGUCUUCGACGCACCGCCUCUAUCACACGUGUUUCCAUUUCAAAAUUGGAAUGGUAGUUCGCAUCAUGAGAUUCACCGUCCAGCCAAGAAAGUUUCGAUGGAUGUCCGGAGCUUGUCCGAAUCAUCCGCUAUUUCAUUCAUCUCCAGAACCACAACUCUGAACUCGAUGGCCAGUGGAAUUGAAGGCGAUAGCUCAAUUGAGACCUUGACUAAAACUCAAGACCCUGCUGGCCACUCGAUACCGAUGAUGGCAGUCGAGGGUCGCCAACCGGACGCUUUGAAGUAUCUGUUGACCUUGGAAGAAUAUUACCCCCUGGAUGAAAUUCUGCAAGAUACCAAUGCCGAGGGGACGACUUUACUGAACGCCGCCGUGCAGCUCGCACACAAUGACAUUGUCAACAUCCUCUUGGACUUCUUAUUUACGAAAACAGAUGCCAAAGUGAUUGCAUUUUAUUUGACCAAGUCCGAUGUUCAUGGUCGCACUGUUGCCCAUUAUAUCUUCAGCACGCCAUCUCUACUGGCUAGACUGGGCGCACUCGUCCCCUGGAGACAGCGAGACAAACAUGGACAAACACCAUUGUUUGCGCUAUGCAGAUCAUAUGAUCACCCCGAAUACAAACCUAUGGUGCAGGCUGCCUUGACAGCAGCGCAGCGUGCGCAAGGCGACAACAAGCCGCUCCAACUGGAUGAUCAUGUUGACGCGAAAGGAAACACACUUCUACAUAUCGUUGGUGAUCCAGAAAUCACACGGCGCAUUCUCCAGGAUAGUGACUGUGACCCGAACGCUACCAACGACAAGAGAUUUACACCAUUGAUGAUGGCGAGCAAGUAUGGGCGAGUUGACCAAGUUCGCAUUCUUUUCCUCGACUCACGAGUUGAUGUACAUGUGAAGGAAGCUCGUGGAUUGACGGCAGUGGAGUUGGCCAAAGACGAUGAAGUGCGAAAUCGAAUAGACGAUUUGAUAUUGCUUUCUCACCCUCCAUUGGCCUCUGGUGAUCCCUCCGGUCGUGUCACAACGGUUGUGCGGUCAUUCUUUGUCGAGGAUGCAACAGUGCGAUUCAUCCUCAAAUCUGGCGCACCCUAUCCUCCUUCAAAGUCCAUGGAAUCGUCACGGCCCGGAUCAACAACUUAUACUGUGACAACUUGCCGACGCAACUUUGCCGACUUCCAGCACUUGGCCAAAUGUCUUGCUGUGGAGCAUCCGGCAUCGUACAUGCCGUCUCUUUUGGAUUUCCGCAACCCGUUCCAAAUUCACUCCAAGCCGUCGCGGUCGGUGCUCCAUGAUCUCCAGGAGAGACUUGAUCGCUUCCUCAAGACGCUUCUCACCCACCCGACAUUUGCAACGCACGAAAUGUUAUGGGAAUUCUUCCUAGUUCCAGAGUUGCAACCUGAAUUGAUGGCUGACCGUUCCCACCGUAAGGCUGCUGUUCUUUCUGAAACCAUCUCGGAUGAAUUCGCGCCGGUUUCAAUUGAAGGAAUGCGCGACACAGAGCAAUUUGUAACACAUGCCCAGGAGAUGGUGCGCGGAGUGCACGUCAAUACCCGCAGUCUCAUCCGCAGAGGACAUGCAUUCCACAACGGCACGUCUGACCUCGCCGACGCGGUGAUGAUCUGCUCCUCAGUACUUGCCACCCUUCGACAACCGACCAACGCACUUCCACUCUCACACAUCGAGGCUUUCGCUCGUUAUGCAACUUAUCUUUCUACUUCCCGUUCUGACUCCUCCCCUCUCCUCCAAUAUCUUGCUGCCCUUUCCUCCAUGGACAGCACAACCGCCGCAGUACUGGAAGCUCUCUCCCGUCCACUUUCCCUCAUGUCCUCUCUAUCAUCAACAAACCGCCACAUCGCCCGCUCUCGAUCAUCUCUCUUGUCCUCCUCACUCCCUCGCAAAUUCAACAUCAAUCUUCCAGGCUUCGAAGAAUCUCGACAGAGAUCCGUCCGCGAUCUCGAGCAAAAGAUCCGCGACGGCGAAGUCGAAUCCUCCCGCUUGGCAAAGGAAGUCACAUGGAACAAGGAUGUCGUUGUCAGCGAUCUCGCUGGCUGGACCUCUUGGCGAGAAAAGGUCGGCCGCGACGCCAUCCGGGCGUUUGUGAAGGAUACCCUUGUACGAGAGAAAGAGCGCGGCAAGGGCCUCGAGCGUUGUUUGCGCAGUGUCCGCGAUAUGAAUUCAUGA
Penicillium brevicompactum is the source of this 4647-nucleotide messenger RNA. RefSeq names its product putative VPS9 domain protein. The transcript is spliced from 4 exons. NCBI's taxonomy places the organism in Eukaryota, Fungi, Ascomycota, Eurotiomycetes, Eurotiales, Aspergillaceae. The coding region runs from base 1 to 4647 and encodes 1548 amino acids. Gene Ontology annotation, molecular function: structural constituent of ribosome; phosphatidylinositol binding; SNARE binding. The record is from RefSeq and is a predicted model, not a curated record. Gene Ontology annotation, biological process: translation; early endosome to late endosome transport. Gene Ontology annotation, cellular component: ribosome; tubular endosome; plasma membrane.